AUGGUGAUUUUCCAUUGGGGCGCGCCGCGUGUAUUGCUGACGGACAACGGAACGGAGUUCCUCAAUAGAGACUUGCGCGUGAUGUCGGAGCAGUAUGGGAUAUAUCAUACGACGGUGCCACCUUAUCACCCGCAGGCAAACCCGGUGGAGCGGGUAAAUCGCGUCCUAAAGACGAUGAUCACUGCGUUUGUAGAGCGAGAUUACCGCAAGUGGGACGCUCACAUUAAUGAGUUUCGAUUUGCGUACAAUUCCGCACACCACACGUCUCUACAACCUACCCCCGCCUUUCUUAAUUACGGCCGAGAACCGCUACCGGCCGGUUUGCAGCGCGAGCAGGACGACGCCGGUGUCGAGAUAGAGGAGGCGAACCCCAUAGCGUGGCGCGAACAUAUGGGGAAGAUGGGCGCGUUACGGGAGUGGGUCGCGGAAAACUUGGAAGCCGCGCAAGAGCGGCAAUCUAAGUACUAUAAUCGGCACAGGCGCGAAGUCACAUUUAACGUAGGCGAACAGGUACUCAAGAGGUACCACGUGUUAUCGGCAGGCGCACAACAUUUCUCAGCGAAACUGGCCAAAAAGUUCCAUGGCCCGUUCAUUAUUCGAAGAAUUCUCUCACCAGUAAUCUACGAGUUGGCUGAUCUAACGGGUGGGAUAGUUGGCAAGGUCCACGUGAAAGACCUCAAGCAAUACCAUGAGCCUUUGGAUGCCUAG
Molecule: messenger RNA, 708 nt
Organism: Solenopsis invicta (red fire ant)
Lineage: Eukaryota; Metazoa; Arthropoda; Insecta; Hymenoptera; Formicidae
Exons: 1
Coding region: 1-708 (235 amino acids)
Biological process (GO): DNA integration
Molecular function (GO): nucleic acid binding
Source: RefSeq, a predicted model, not a curated record